UGUCUUGAGCUUUUUGUCUUUUUAGAUCAUGCACUUCCAGGAAUUCUACUUUCAGAAAACAAGCGAUGAAAAUUUAAGAAAACAACUGACAGACUGUGAAUCUCAGUCUUUAAGACUGUUUUCUAUGUAAAGGAAUGAUAAAUUUUAAAUGAAUGAGAGAGAACGGAAUUCACUUGACACUUUUGAGUUACCAUAACAACAUCAAACAACAUCAAUGGGGAAUCAUCAUAGUAGUUUAAGACAAUCUGGUAACAUAUAUAUGAGAGGGAUUGGAAAUGACCAGUACCAGUCAGUAAACAUAAAACUACACGGAAUAAAAACCGAUAACUACAAUGUACCAACAGAGAAUUUCUCACUUCCUGUACAAGAUCUGUGUUACAAACUUCUUCGGGAAAGAUAUCCUGGCGAGACUAUUGGGCCAGCAGCUAUACAUCUAUUUGGACUGGCCUGUUUCGAUCAAGAUAAAAAAACUUGCACAUGGCUAAAUCCAAGAAAGAGUUUGAGUGACAGUAUGAAAGAUGGAUUCAGAGGACUAAAUAAUUUAUACCUUCGAAUACGAUUUUUGCCUGUUAAAAGUCAACUACAAGGCCAUAUCAUACAGAGUUUAUGCUAUGACAAAGACCUUUGUCCUAAUCAUGUUAAUUACUUGGUUCAUUAUCUUUUCUUCCAAGUCAAAAACGACUUUGUUUCUGAUAGAUUGAAUACUUUUUACGGUGAGCUUGUACAAUCAAGCAAAGCAAGAGGAAACGCAGUGUUAGACUUACUUAUCAUGUCCAGGCUGUAUGGUCUGGAUUCUCCGGAGAAUGUAUUCGAUCAUAUCGACCAUGAAAAAAACUCAAACUGUUGUUGUUAUUUCGGUAAGAUGAAUGGAAUAGAUUCCAGCUUGAAUCAUGUGUUACCUAGCAGAGAGCGAAACAACUGUUGGAAGGACUAUAAACUGGAAAAAAAUAUGAAGGCAACGUUAACAGAAUACAGCAAGGAAAAUCGUGCUGCGACUACAGUUGAUUUGAUGGUACAUUAUAUCCAAGAACUUAUGAUGGACGUUAGAGAGAGAUAUAUUUCAAAAAGGGCUGAAAUGGAGGGAAAAGUGGAAAUUACAGUCAAUACGCAAAAUGGGUUUGGUGUUUUUAUUAGAGAGCAAUCAGAUCGCAGUGUCCCAUCUUUGUUCUGCUCAAUUGAAGAGCUCCAGUCAAUUGAUAUACAUCAUGAUAACUAUAUGAUGGCAGACAAGAAAACUGGAAAUAACAACAUGAAUAAAUCAUGGACUGUUAGAGUCCACAGAACUAAUGGUACACCUCUGAUGCUGAUUUUUGACACAGUGGAAACUGCAGAAUCCUUCAUUUCUGGCUUAGAUGGCUACUAUAGAGUUAUACACAACUACCAUCAUAUACUCUGUGACCAGGUGGCACCACAUUCACUCAAACAACUUGCCAACCUGAAAUGUCAUGGACCUAUCAGUGAAAAGCUUGCAGUAGAGAAACUGAAGAAAUCUGACCAUGAAUUUUUUAUUGUGAAACAAGAUAUUCAUAGACAGGACAAGUUUGCUAUUGUCUACACAAAUGAAGGACAAAUCAGGACAAAGUAUUUCUUUAGAGACGAUGACAAGUUCUUUUUGGAGGGAGAUACAUCACCAUCAUAUAACACCACAAGGGAACUGUUCAAGGCUUUAUCAGAGAGUGGUAUUCUAGCCAAGACUCCUAUAAUAGUCAGGCCAAAGAACGAUAACAUGACAAGGGAACUGUUCAAGGCUUUAUCAGAGAGUGGUAUUCUAGCCAAGACUCCUAUAAUAGUCAGGCCAAAGAACGAAUGCUGUGAAGUUCUACAGAAUUUGUUUGUUAACCCAUCAGAUACCCCCAAUACAGAAGACGAAGAUUCUGGUGUUAUUGCAAAGAAAAAGCAGCCAUUAGUCUACAUGCAGGGGGACAUCAUGACAGACGAAAAAUUAGGCAAUGGUUACUUUACUGAGGUGUUCAAAGGUCGUGUGAGAGGAAGUGAUAAGUUUGUAGCUGUAAAACAGAUCAGACGUCACCGAUCCAAAGAAAGAAAUCAGGAGUUACUUUGUUAUGAGUCACUACAAAUGGGAGUUUGUCGACAGCUAGGAUUUGAAGAUACCAGGUUUUUUGUUGGUAUCCAAGGUCUUUGUUUGACAUCGCCAUCACAAGUUGUUGAGGAGUAUGCACAGUAUGGGUCCCUGGCAAAGUUCUUUGACAUGAGAAAGCCGUUUACCUUGCAACAUUUUAUCUACAUAGCAAUACAGCUGGCUGAGGCUUUACUAUAUAUGGAUGAGAAGAGUUUGCAUCAUGGUAGUAUCUGUUGUAAGAAUGUGAUGGUGUUUAAGUAUGAUGCUGGAGAUAUCUUCAUCAAGCUGGCUGAUAGUGGGAUGUUAAAUAUUUAUAACAAGCUGCCAAUUGGUUAUGUACUCAAUACAAAAAGACUUCCAUGGGUUGCACCAGAGUUAUUUAAAGACAUGUCAAAGAUGACAAUUAGUGGUGAUGUUUAUGCCUUCAGUACAACUUUAUGGGAAUGUGCUACGUUAGGAAGAAAUCCAUUGGAAGUACAGCCCCUCAAAGACUUCGAUCUUGAUAGUGAUAAGAUUAAAGAAUUUUACCUAAGUGGUAAAACUAUUGAUUUUCCUGAAGACUUGAUCACCAGAGGAGACGAGGGAAGGAGUAGAGCAACACAUUCAUCUGAUAACUCCAGUAAUAAUGGAAAUACAAAAUGUACGAACCCAUCAGAAGUUAUUUAUAACAGAGAUUCUGAUGAAGUCAGGACUAACGAUUGUGAGGAGAAUGAAAGUGAGGCUAAAUUACCAGAUUACUCAAAGGUCAAUAAUGGGCAGAGAACCAGUAGUGUGUUAGAUCCAGAUGAACAUAUUUAUAGUACAGGAUACAGUAGUACCAGUAGCACUGAUAGAAACAUAAAGAUUAAAAGAACUGUCACAGACAUUAUGGCAAAAUGUUGGGCAAAAGCAGAGGAUAGAAUAGAAACUAAUAUAAUUCUACGAGAUCUGAGAAAUGUACAUUCUGGUUAUGUAGACCAUGAGUACCAUCGUGAAUAUUCAGAGAUUAAUGAAAGUGACAUGGAAUCAUUUACCCCUUCACCAGACCAGUUUGAAAGAGCCUUUAUGAAAGACAUUCCUAACAUUAUGCAGUAUUUAGAAUGUGACACCAAUACACACUGGACAGCUGAAGAUAUGAGAGUAAAUUUAAAGGCUAAUCAGACAUCACCACCGCCUGCUGGGAGGAGAGGUUUCACUGAACCUUGCCGGGACAAAAUCUUUCACAAUAACAAACUCCUGGAUUUUAAAUUCCUAAUUGACAGCAAGCGGCUCAAACUUCAAGGAAGAAUAGGAUCUGGACAUUAUGGAGAAGUUAAAAGAGGCUAUCUGAGUACCAGUGCCCAGGGCACGUUAUCCCAAAGACAACAAGUAGCAGUCAAGAUCCUGAAGGAGGACCGUUAUCAGUCUGUCAUGGAAAAUGAGGAAUUUAGAAACGAGGCUGAGCUAAUGUCAACGCUACGACAUGAUAAUAUUGUUCGUUUUAUAGGCGUCAGUGACAACAUGCUGGUAAUGGAGUACAUAGAGAAAGGUUGUAUGAGAGAUUACCUGAAAAAGAAAAAGAAGGAGAAAAAUAUGUUGUCGGUCACUAAGAUAUUAAGGAUAUGUGCUGAUAUAGCUGAUGGAAUGGCAUACUUAGCCUCUAAGAGAAUUUUACACUGCGACCUGGCAGCAAGAAACGUGCUCCUGAGCUCAGAAAUUCGAGCCAAGAUAUCAGACUUUGGAUUGGCCAAAUUGUUAGAUAAAGAAAAAGAUUAUUAUAGAAGAUCAGAAAAUAAGAAUUUACCAGCAUGGUGGUGUUCUCCUGAGGCACUCAGCCAUCGUAAGUUUUCCCACAAAGCUGAUGUCUGGAGUUAUGGUGUUGUAUUAUGGGAAGGAUUUACGCACAGUGAUUCACCAAAAGUUUGUCCCGAGGUCAAGCACCUUAUGUCCUCCAUUAUUGGAGGAAAGCGUCUGCCAAAGCCUGAUCUCUGUCCUGCAGAUGUUUAUUCUUUAAUGAAUCUCUGUUGGAAGCAUAAGCCUGAAGAACGACCAGAUUUUAGUGAGGUCCAUAAAAGAUGCAGGGAAUUGAUCUAUAUACAUCAACAGAACAGGGAAGAAACAGCAGCAGUGGCUACAAGAGAAACAGUGUCCUCAAAUAAUCAGUCACAGUCAUCUUCUCGAAACACAGAAUCUAAUUCAAGCCAAUCAGAUAGAAGCUCUCAGAGAGUUGUGUCUGAUUCUUCCAACCAAUCAGAAGAACUCUCAGAAGCAAAGGAAGUGAAUUUGGAACAUAAAGACAAAAAACAGGAAACUGUUCAUAACUUAUCAAGUCAAGCAAAACUUUUAAAUAAAAAGCCAAUUGACAAUGCACCAAAAGACACCAACAGUUCUGAUGAAAAAAUACCAGGACCCAUAACUUGCUCACCAGAAACUAAAACAAGGACUGUGACUCAUAAUUCUAAAGCACCACUCAGUCUUAGUAUUCCAAACUCAGCAACACCUAGCCAUCAGACUGGACCUGCUAGUUCUAGCCAAAGUCCACCAAGACCAACAGUUGCAGGCCACCAUACUGGCGUGGUAGGAACAUCAUUGCCACCAACACCACUGGUACUGAUGCCGCCAGCCACCAUUCCUCUCAACUAUUUAUUGGAAAAAAAAUGUAUUCACUACAAUGAUCAUAACUUACUUGGUGCUGGAAAUUUUGGUGUGGUGUUCAAAGGAACUUUAAGGAAGAAUGGUCGGGACAUAAACGUAGCAAUAAAAACUUUAAAAGAAAAGAGUGUCAAUAGCAAGGAAGAAAUCGAGACAGAAGUUAAAAUAUUAGAGGAUCUUGACCACCCAAAUAUCGUCAAGUUUUAUGGGUUCUGCAGGACAGACUGUUUACUCGUGAUGGAACUGGUGGAUAAUGGAACACUCGUUAAAUAUUUACAGAAAUGUAAAUUUGAGCAAAAAGAUUUGGAAACAAAAAAACUUCUAAAUUUAUGUCUCGGUGUCGCUGAGGGCAUGAAGUAUUUAGCUGAGAGAAGCAUUAUCCAUUGUGAUUUAGCUGGGAGAAAUGUGUUAUUGACCAAUGAUCUAACAACCAAGAUAUCGGACUUUGGUUUGGCCAAACUACUGCAGGAGAAGGCUUAUUACAGACGAUCAGGCGAUAAGAAAAUGAAUGUUCACUGGUGCUCUCCAGAAUUUUUUCAAGAAAGAAAACUCUCGACUCAGUCAGAUAUAUGGAGCUAUGGGAUUGUUUUGUGGGAGAUAUUUUCGUACGGGAAACAUCCAAACAUUUGUAAAACAGACACAGAGAUGAAUAAAAUUGCAGAGUUCAUUAUAAAUAAGGGAUGUCAUUUAGAAAAGCCAGAACAAUGCCCUGAUCAUGUAUAUCUACUGAUGAAAAAUUGUUGGCAAAUGGAACCAAAUCAACGGCCAAGUUUUUCAGAAUUAGUUCAAACAUUUCAAUCGUAUGUUAGUCCAGUGAAUGAUGUCUAAACUGAGUUAAAAGCACCAAGUAGGGACUGAUACAAGGAAGACAAAGACCCAUAGAACAUAACAUUUGUACAUAUUAUAGCAACAAAUCAAGUUUAUUGUCAAGGCAACAACUUUCCAGUCCAAAAGUCAGAUUAUUUUGGUAUACAUUUGUAUGUUGUUUAAAUUUCUCUCUUGGUCCAAUUGAUGUGAGAAAGAAAAAUUGAAAGAUAUUUUUAAAUUAUAAAUCAAAUUUCAAAUUUGGUUUUUCAUUCUACAUUUGUACAAAGAAUCAAUGUUUUGAAAUCUCCAGAUUGAGGUUAUUAAACAGAUUCAUUUCUGAUAGUAGUUUCUGUUAUAAAAACAUUUUUACCUCAAUGUACCACUUGAUUUAUUCUUAAGGAUCAAACACCAUAAAUUUGUCUGUAAUAUUGAACUAAUAGUAAUAUAAUAUAUCUUUUAUCGUUAAUGCAUCGAAAAUUUGCCAAUGGACAUUUUUGUUUCUUUAUUUUUAUGAGGCUGACUUCUUACAGGAACUUCUUAGAAAGAAACUCAUGAUUUGUAUGGUCUCUUGUAUCUUUAUAUUUUUGAGAAGUGUUUUACUGACUGUUGAUAAACCUUUUGAGGUCUAUUUGUUGGACAAAUUGCUUUUUGUGAGCCUGUUGUAUAUUCCUCUUUUUUGUGAGAUAUAUAUUGCAGUCUCCUUAAUAAAGAAUUUUCAGACUAAAAAAAAUGUCCCACCUUCUUUUUAGCUGUUUUGUGGCAUCAUUUAUUGAAAUGUAGAGUUGAUAUCGAGCAAACUGUUCAAUGUUUUAUCAAACCAAAGAUAUGCUCACUAAUUAUAAUUUCUUUAGAUUGAAGUAUUUUUAGUUAUUUUUUGUCAAUAGUGGUGUAAGAUUCUAGAAGAUUUUCAUAUUGGUAUGUGUUAUAAUCUUUUUUAAAUCAACAAUGCUGAAAAUAAUGAUGUUCAUUUAUCCAUUCCUUUAACAUAAAUGUCUUUCUAAAUCAGCCCUAAUACUAAUACAUAUAGUUUUGUCAUAGAUUUUUCACAUACUUCUACAAAAAUAUUUCUUGAAAAGUUUACUAUAUAUGUAUUUUAGUCAUAUUAAAAUCGUAAAAAUUUACAUUUGUGUUUAACCCAUUAUAUAAUGAAACCAAACCUCACCAAAAUUAUUGCCAAAUAAACAAAAAAAACUUUAGACAUUUCUGCAUCUCAUGGUAUCUAUUUUAUAAAACUCGCUCAUAGAUUUACUUGGUAAUAAUUUUUUGAAAAAUACUGAUUUUAGUUGAAUUGAUAGGUCAUUUUUGGAGUGAGAACUCACUUGUGUCGUAUGACUGUAGUUUGUUUUGAUAUACACUAUAUAUUUAGCUACUAAUUAAAGAUCAGAAGAGUUAUUAUGUUUAUGAGUUUGUAUAUGAUGUAAAUAAUUGUAUUUAUGGUCAAUAGUUAUUUUAUUAGAUAACUUUGUGUAGAUAGUUAUAAAUUAAUAGUUUUUCUUACACAGCCAUUUUUGCAUAGGUACUAUUUCUG
Messenger RNA from Mytilus trossulus (common blue mussel), 7025 nucleotides. RefSeq lists its product as uncharacterized. The record is from RefSeq and is a predicted model, not a curated record. The coding region runs from base 215 to 5518 and encodes 1767 amino acids. The transcript has 24 exons. Gene Ontology annotation, biological process: intracellular signal transduction; cell differentiation; cytokine-mediated signaling pathway. Gene Ontology annotation, cellular component: cytosol; cytoskeleton. Lineage: Eukaryota; Metazoa; Mollusca; Bivalvia; Mytilida; Mytilidae. Gene Ontology annotation, molecular function: ATP binding; cytokine receptor binding; non-membrane spanning protein tyrosine kinase activity.